AUGGAAUUCAUUACCGUGGAUUCGGAUUGUGCCGAUGAGGAAGAGGAUAUCGUACAUCAAGAAUUAGUCAGAGAGCGUGACCGCGAGCUAUCAGAAAUCAUCAAAAAACGUCACCUCGCCAAAGUAAAAGAAGACGAAGAUCGAUUUCCAAAAAUCAAGCAUACUGAUCGUUCUCUGAUCGAGUAUCUCAGUGAUCAGAAAUGUUGUGUACCUCGGGACCAUCAGGCAUGGUAUGAUUCUUUUAAGACGGAUGUGAUCAAUCAUUUCGAGAAUGGAGUUGAAGACUUCGUUAUUAAAAUGAAGAUGAUAAAAGUAUCGGAGCCAAAAACCAAGGAAAAGGAGAGAAUACACAAGGGACUUGUCGAAUUCGAUAAGCAGAUCGUUGCCGCACUGCGAAAAAUGACCAGCAUACCCUGUGAUGAAGAAAUAAUAUCUACGACUGCUCAAAACGUGUUUGAAGACACUUCUGAGAGAGCAUUGAAACGCAUAGCCUCCAAAAUAAGCGCAAAUUAUGUUCUUGAACAAUUGCAAGCUACUGAUUUGGAGGAAAUCAGAAGAAAGGAAAUUAUGCUGCGUACAUUAAACAAUGGACUGCGAAACCUGAGCUUUUCUGCCCCAGACUUGUCAAGAGAGCUAACGGCCUUCACUGUUAUGAGGGAGAAACGAGAUACGAGCCCUCCUCGAGAAUGUUUAUCUGCAAUAUCCAUGGCCCAAUUGAACGAACAGUUCCAAUCGCUUUUCGUGCAUGAACAUGUCACUAUUGUCGAGAAAGACAAAGAUGACAACUUCUUAGAUAUGUUUUCUGCUGGAAUUUCAGAUGAUGAUGAAGAACCAUCGGAAGAAUGUAUUUAUAACGACGAAAUAACAAAAAGCUCGGACUAUGUCUUGGACCUGAAAACCGAAUGGGUUGAGCCCGUUUAUAUUUGCAAAAAAGAAGAAGAAGGAGCAGAAGAGUUUAAUAUAGACGAAGGAGAAGAUUUUAUUUUACCUUAUGAAUAUAAAGCUUUAUCUGACCAAUUAGAUAGAACCGGAACACAUUUCGGGCAAAACCCUCCAGAAUAUAUGAGAAGAGAUUGGGAAUUGAAGCGCUUCGAAAAUAAAAGAAAGAAACAAAGUAGAGUUAAAUUUGAAAAAUACGACAGUCCUCAAAAUAAAAUGAGAAUUUUUGUAAAACCAAAUGGGAACUUCUACAAAAGUGACGACACUCCAGUUUCGGACUACGUAGAUCUAAGCCUUCGCGAUGGAACUCUCGUUUUAAAGGAUGUCGAAUUUCCUCUGACCUCGAUUGCAACAAAAGCUUCCGUUUUUCGGUCACGUCGUAGAAAGGACAAUUUUGACAAGAAACAACAGAAAGUGAUCAAGGAACCCGAUCUCUUUUUGAAAGGAACAUACCAUGGUAAUCUUCUUGGACGUUUCUGGUGUUCACGUGAUAAAAAGGACCAACGGGCUAAUUCCAUUCGUGGUUUAUAUGGUUUAUUGAAAGACUACUGUGUAGAUGAGAUUCAUAGAUUAUAUUCGCAAUUAGCACUCAAUGCUCAUAAAACUAUGCGCCGAGGCCGUAGUCUAAUUGAGACACAAACAUUCAACGAAAAAGAUGUGGAAAUGGCAACCAUGAAUGGCGUUCUGCUACUGACUGAUUGGCGUCUUUUGUUUCUUCGCGAACACGUUCUAACUAAUGCUCUAAUUCAGUAUAUGCCAACAAAUCUUGGAAACGUUUUUUUUGAAAUAAUGACCGAGUACUUAGUGGAGCUGAUCUUGGAUGCAAACAUUGAGUUUCACACAAUUAUUUUUGCUUUCGGUGGAUCGCCACAUUUCGAAAAACUGGAUUUUCUCAAGUUCUGGAAAAAGUUGAUCGUUCAUACCAAUAAAACUAUCGAUGUUCACUGGAUGGCUCAAGACUGGUUGGAUGGAAUGGUGUGCUCUGAAGAAGAUAUAGAACAACUCACUGGGUUCAAUCAAUAUGUAGAAAAAGUUAUUAACUCGAUGAGAGAAACGGGUUUUAGAAAUUACGCGUUUUGCAAUAUUCGUAAUCAAUACAAAGUACCUCUUCUGCCGGAUGAUGCUUACAAAACUCCUUCGAAUAAUGAUUGUCUUCAAAACCUUUACUUCGCCUAUGUUCGACACUUCGUGAAUGAAUCAAAUUGCUAUGGAUUUUCUAGUUACUUCAAUAACUCUGCUCCAAGUAUUGACAACUUCAAUGAUAAUGACGCGAGAUACCCGAAACACAAAACUCCUGAGGAAUUGUGA
Messenger RNA from Caenorhabditis remanei, 2247 nucleotides. RefSeq lists its product as uncharacterized. The record is from RefSeq and is a predicted model, not a curated record. The transcript has 13 exons. Bases 1 to 2247 code for a protein of 748 amino acids. NCBI's taxonomy places the organism in Eukaryota, Metazoa, Nematoda, Chromadorea, Rhabditida, Rhabditidae.